GCAUGCGCCCCCGGUUGCCAUAACGGCAAGGCCUAGCGGCGAUGGCGCGGCGUGGAGUGUGCGUGAAGCCGGAACGUAGCCAGAUAUCGUCAGAGCUGAAGCGAUUGGUGGACAACACACACCUGGUGUCCCCUUCAAUCUCGUUGAUCUUGUCGUGUGGGGAGAUGGUGCACAUGAGCAAGGAGAAGAAACUGAAUGAGAUUGUGGUGGUGAACAUGUCGGCAUGUUACCUGAUCAACAUGGGCUACUUGACCAACUGCUCCGCUCUGCGUGUCUGCAUUCUGCCCAGGAAUUACAUCUCCAAGAUGGAUGCUCUCUCAAACUGUCCCAAUCUAAUCAAGCUGGAUCUCCAUAGCAACCAUAUUACCGAGAUCCCAGAUGAGUUCUUCUGGAGGGAGAUGAAGUGUCUGCAGGUGCUGUAUCUCCACAACAACAUCAUUGGUGACACGUGCAGCGUCGAGGCGCUGAGCAGCUGCCCACAGCUCACCGUGCUGACCCUGUACGACACCCCCAUCAGCCUGGUGCCAAAGUAUCGCCACUUUGUCGUCAACAGCAUCUGGAGCCUGAAAGCGCUGGACAACUUUGUCAUUGCCGACGAGGAACUGAUGGAGGACGAGCUGGACAACAGCCAGUACCGUGCUCACAGUCACCAGUUCCUCAUUUACCCUCCAAUACCUCCACAGAUCUCCACCUGGCGCAGUGAGCUGGACAACGUCCAAAAGCUGGUGGGCAUCGUCAACAACAUCCUUGCCCAUCACUCCCCUGUACACAUCAUUCAGCGCUGGGUCCGUGGCCAUCUCACCAGGAAGAAGCUGGGACAGUGUCGUCUGAAGCCUCGGUUGUCAACAGAGCCACACGUGUCAGACGCUGACGUGCUGUGCCACAGGGGGAUCCACAUGUUGGAGGAUGGCAGGGUGUGGGUAGAGGAGGCCAGUACCAACUCAGACGGAGAGUGCAACGCCCUCCAGUUACAGAUUGACCUCAACAAACUGCAGACCGCAGUGCUGGAGGAUCGGUACGAAGCCAGCGAGCUCACGUCCGGGAUUUACCCCCAAGUAUCCAAGUGGAAUCGCUGGGAAUCCCCCAACCUGCGGCCCCAGCGGGACGACAUCUUCAGGCCCAGGGACUUCCGCCGGCCCAUCUUCCAUCCGAGUCCAGGGUAA
Molecule: messenger RNA, 1163 nt
Organism: Leucoraja erinaceus (little skate)
Lineage: Eukaryota; Metazoa; Chordata; Chondrichthyes; Rajiformes; Rajidae
Product: leucine-rich repeat and IQ domain-containing protein 3-like
Exons: 8
Coding region: 42-1163 (373 amino acids)
Molecular function (GO): protein binding
Source: RefSeq, a predicted model, not a curated record